This is a messenger RNA of Cuscuta campestris, 1169 nucleotides long. The record is from the annotation of a GenBank genome assembly. NCBI's taxonomy places the organism in Eukaryota, Viridiplantae, Streptophyta, Magnoliopsida, Solanales, Convolvulaceae.
AUACUCUCGCCUGGACCGUCCGAUGAGCGCCACGUCAUCGAUCCGGGUCAUUUCGAAAUUCCAACGGUCGAGAUUCGUCCUGCCGCACUGCUACUCCGAAGAACGAAGAAGCUGCUCUCCACUCUUCUCUUUCAUUCUCGAGAGUGAAAACAAAAUCCGGAAAUUUAAUCCUUUCAAUUUCCUGCAAAAAUUUUCCACCGAGAUCAAAUCGAAGAAGAAGAGAAAAAUGUCCGAAGACAGGAAUUCGGAUCAGUUGAGCAGCGAAGAGGAAGAGGAAGUUGAAAACGGCGCCGUCGGAGUUGACUCCGACGAGGAGGAGGAGGAUGUACGGAGCGGUGACGAUGAAGACGAUGAUGAAUCCGAAGACCAAGAGGAUGUUGAGGAUCUGGCAACAUCAACGCUAGUUCGGCCAAUUUCUGAUGAAGAUGCUGGCAAUUCUAGUGAUUUUGAUCCUGAAGAGAAUUCCAAAGAAGAUGAAGAUGAGGAUGAAGAUGAAGAUGAAGAAGAAGAAGAAGAAGAGGAUGAUGAUGAUGAAGGAGAUGUAGUGGUUCCACCAAAGGGGAAAAAUUCUUCUGUUGGAAAGGUUAAUGGCCCACCAAAGAGGAAAAGGUCAGCCAAAGGCGAUUCCGAUGAGGAAGAAGAAGACAAAGAGGGUGAUGAUGGGGAGGAAGCUGAAUAUGAAGAUGAAGAGGUGAAGAACAUCACACCAAAGAAGAACAAUUCAUUGGGAAAAGAUGAACCCAAAGCGGCAAAAAUUGCACGCACGAAGUAGCCGAAGAUUGAUUUCUUGUGAUGCCGGCACAAAGGAUGAAGAGAUACCACUCUCUGUAGGUCACUUACUCUCUUCCUUCUUUACCUUGUUAACUCCAUUAGUAUCAUUAUUAUCUAUCUAUCUAUAGAAACAAAAGGCAAAUGGUGCUUCGCGCCCGUGGCUUGUAAGGUCAAAACUUUGUUCGUCAAAUUCGUAGUUGUGUGGCGUUGCGUUUGUGGGAUGCUGCUUCUGCUAGAAACAUGCUCUGUUUUUGUGGUGUAAUUCCUCUGCUCAUGACAAUAUAGUAGCGUUGGUCAUAUUCUAGUUCAAUAAGAGUUCACUUUUUAGAAAUGCUAUUGCUUUAUUUCUUUAUGAUACAACAAUUAAGCCUUUAAAAUCAUAAAGAUGCUCCAGAAAA